Messenger RNA from Scatophagus argus, 2348 nucleotides. RefSeq names its product shootin 1 (gene shtn1). The transcript has 16 exons. Bases 111 to 1592 code for a protein of 493 amino acids. Lineage: Eukaryota; Metazoa; Chordata; Actinopteri; Scatophagidae. The record is from RefSeq and is a predicted model, not a curated record.
AUUUGCGCUGUGCUGUGAGCUGGUGGCUUGCGCGCGAGGGAAUCUACCUUACAGGUGUGUUGUGGCGAGGAAGCGCUUUCCUAUUGACUUUAGGUAAAGGUAUUCUCGCUAUGGCUGCAGAAGAGCUCGAUAAAAUCAGUAUCAUUACAGAACUGUCAAACCAAGCUCUGCAGGAGUAUGAGGGUCUGCAGAGGAAGCAUGAGACAGCAACCAUGGAGUGCAAAAGACUGGAGGAGGAGAGAGAUGAGGCCAUCAAGGAGCUCAGCAAGUUCCAGCAAGUUUCUCAGAUGGUCAUUGAAGAAGUCAGUGCCAUUCAGGAGAACCUGGAGAUCGAGAGGGCGUGUAGAGAAAGUGCUGAAGCUCUGGCCUGCAAGCUGAACCGUCAGAACCGCUCUUUGAAGAGGAAAAGCUUGAUGCUGCUGUCUCACCUGAGCCCAGACACCAUCACCGAGAUCAAUCUUGACGAUGAUGACGAGGAGGAGGCUGAAGACCUACAUGCGGUCAGCAAGGACUGCUGCUCCCCCAUGUGCCAGACCAUCCUCUCAGACCUGCAAAGUAAUUUGGAGUUAACGCUGAAGGAGAAAACUGAAGCAGUCACCCAUCUUGAGGCAGUAAGAGAACAACUGAGGGAAAUGAGAGAAGAACUGCUGAAAGAGAAACAUGACAACACUGUUUUAACUGCUGAGAUCGUGGCUCAAAAGAAGCUCCUUGGGAAAUAUAACAGAGUGUCUCAGUUUGCUUUGGAGGAAUUUGAGGUCUUACAGGACACCUUGAACCUGGAGAGGGACCUGAGGACAGAGGCAGAGAACUUUGCCAGAGUGAUGGUGGUUGAGCAAAAACAGCUGAAGAGACAGAGUCACAUCUUGAUGCAAAGCUCCUCACCUAGUCAAGCUCUACAGGAAGCCCUGAGCGAGGUCGCCAGGCUCACCAAGGAUCUCGAGACCCAGAGCCUGGAGUACCAGAACCAGAUGAAGCAGAUGGAGGACAGACUGAGGAGCUGUGAGGCUCAGAGGGAGCUGACGGCAUUGAGGCGAAAACUGGAGCUUGUGGAGGAGGAGAAAAGGGAUUACAGUGACAAAUGCUGUAAGGCUGAAGUGGAGGUCAAGGAUCUACGGUUUACAGUUGAGGAGCUAAAGAAGAAGCUGCAGGCAUUUACCAACCCACCCCCAGCUGCUGCAGCUCCACCUCCACCACCCCCACCGCCACCUCCUCCUCCUCAGACCUCCAACCCGCUCAGUUCGCUGUUGUCAUUGAUCCGAAAGAGAAGAGACAUUAGUACUGACAUCCCACUGGUGGUCCAGCACUCUGCCGAGACAACAGAGGUGGACAUCAAGCAGCAGGCAGUGGAGGAAAUGAUGCAAAGGAUCAAGAAAGGUGUUCAACUUCGACCUGUUGGCCAGUCACCCAAUAGAACCAUGAGAAAGCAGAUGGAGACGCUGCCCUCUAAUUCUGCUUUUCAAGAACUUAAAGGAAUCAUGGAGAAUUUCAAUAAAACCUCCCCCAAACCAAAGGCAGUGUCUACACCAACAAAUGAUGAUGAGGAGCUGAGGAGGAUUCUGCUGAGACGGCGGGAUGCUCUGGAGUCCCAAUAGAAGGCAGUCUCCAUCCCACCUACUCCCCAGCAGUGUGAAGGUUGUUUACUCCUAUACAGACUGGAUGUGCUCGAUGGAAAAGUGGAAUCAUGCAAAAUCAAUAUCUAACAUUUAAUUUUACUGAAUGAAAACACAAUGCAUUUAAAAUAAUCAUUUGACUAUAUUCUAAGGAAUCAGUAAUAAAGUCACGUGGGUCCAGAGUGGAUUUCCACCCCAGCAGACGUCCUGGUGGUGAGCCUAGUCAGAGGUAACGUAGCAUGCAAGACUGUGUCGGUGAUUUUACACUGAGGCGAUUUAAUUUCAGUAAAAUGAAAUAAGUAAAACUCACAUCAUCUUUUCAGGGUUCAUUCAGCUCUUUUUCUGAGGCUGAAGGUUAAACCUAAUUUGUUGUUUGCGCUGCAGUGAACAGUGGAGCGGGUUUUGUAACCUUGAGCUUUUGCCAAAGCAUGGUAUGUCUCUCGAUUGUUCUGUCGAGGCCAGUGUUAACCUUGUAGCCUCCCAGUGAAAUUACAGGCCACUGUGGCAGAAAUUACCCGUCUUUGCACAGAGAUCCCACAAUACUACUGCAAAUACUGCUGGCUUUAAUGUUUUUGCACUGAAACAUGUGAUUCUUCUAUAUCAUGCCAGCAUUCCUAAAGCAAAAGAGGUUUGAUGGGUUUAACACAUAGGGCUGCCACUAACAAUUAUUUUCAUAUUUAUCAGUUUAUCUGUUGAUCAUUUUCUCGAUUAAGUUAUUAAUCAUUUAUUCUAUAAAAU